GUGAAGGCUUCAUUUUUGCAGAUAUUUAAACGUUAAACAUGAUUGUUAGGUGUAGAUUAAUCGCCGCUGUUCUAUGCAUCGUUGUACAAGUGUCGCAAGCCAUGGACUUGGCAACCAUGGUUGAGAUAUUGCGUCAACGAACUUUAAACAACAACGUCAAUAACCAAACACAAGGUCCAACGAUUCAACCGAGUGACGUAAACCAGUUAUCUGAAUACUUGUUACCUGGAGGUGACUUGGAAGAUAUGAUCGACCCAGAGGACGUACCUGUACAAGUGAGACUCGUCAUUCCGCCUGGAGAUCUUGGUUUCUCAUCUAACGAGCUGAGGUUUGGCUUAUCAGUGAGAAAGUCCGCUUCAUCAAGGUCGAGCGAGUGGGGAGAGUUCAGCUGUUGCAGGCAAGGGUUAAACCUCCAGAGUCGUGAACGAAUGGUUUCUGAUCGUGUUAUGGAGUUAGAUAAACGACAGUGCUCGGAUAAUUACUGUGAAUCAUGUUUUGACGAUCGUCCAACAUGCAGACUGUUCAAGACGCAGAUACGAGCUUGCCACCCUAGUUCAAGUUACAGACCGUUCAUGAGCAGACAUUGCCCUGAGACUUGCGAUAUGUGCUCUGCAACAACAACAACAGCAGAGACAACAACUGUUAACACAGAAGAAACCACAACUGAAGCAACUGCAGACCCAAACCUUGUGCGAGUAAAUAUCCACUAUAAUGACGUCACAGCACCCCAUUUAUACAUGUACAGUGCGUCACAAUCACGACCAAGAUCACCAUGGAAACCAGUUUCUAGAAGCUCUUACGUAGGCGAAGUGACGUCAUUUCAAAUAUAUUCAAGGCGAACCGGGGCAUAUAACACACCGUUUUACUUCUGCAAGGCGAGACAUGGUUCAACUUAUAAGUGGAUGAUACGGAAAGCUCCUUGUGCUAGCGGCUGGAGCCUUGAUUUGAAGUUAUAUGCAUCUUCAACUCGUCAACCAAACUCACAACGGUUGUUCAUCGCUAACCGUGGUCGUGGGCCUUGGACUUCACGUAUCUCACAGCUGACCCCUUGCUGUGGUUAUACAAGCGCUGUAUGGACGAUAUAUGUGCCAAGAUCCUCAAGCGAACCUUCCACUUCAGCUCCAACCACCACCACCACAGCUGAACCAACAGCGACAUCACGUGCCGAUCAACCAAGGACAGCUUACGAGAGGGAAUGUCUUACGUAUCAUAACUUCUAUAGAGCAAUCCACAACUUGCCUAGUUUUACUUGGGACACAAGUUUAGCAGUUACAGCGCAACGUUGGGCGGACCAUCUUGUUGAAUCGGCUCCUAACCAUCCGUUCAUGACCAAACGUAACGUUCAGCGGACCCCACAUUGGCCGCACUCGGUGAGUGGAACAAGAAAUAGAGAUCGAGGCGUUGGUGAGAACAUUGCAUGGGAUUUCUCAGUGGAUGGGAGCCCUGCCAAGGAAUCUGUGUUAAGGUGGUAUGCUGAGGUGUUUGAUUACAACAGGGAGAACCCAACACUAACUACUCAAGGCGUGCCAGUUGGACACUACACACAAAUGCUUUGGAGAAGUACACGAAGUGUCGGUUGUGCGGUCGCUGUUCGUUUGGUAAGAAGAGGGGGUCGUACUUACAAGACAACAUACGCCGUAUCUCACUACAAUCCGGGUGGUAACUUCAAGUAUACGACAAAUGCAAGAACUAUAAGAAGUUACCUUGAAAAUGUACCGGAUCCAAGAGAAAGUACAUGCAUGAGCCCUGCAGCUUGUUCGGGCGGUGAUCGUUGCAUGGGAUUCGACUCUGAGGUGACGUGUGGAUGUCAACCAUACAGAUAUCGUGGAAACACCAGACGGCAACCAGUAUGCCAAGGUUCGGGUGGCUGCAUGGUUCGUUGUAAGAAACAAACAGGAAGGUUCCCUGGCAUAUGGAGAGGGGAGUGCCAGGGUGAAAGCUCAUGUAAAUGUUCCUUGAUCCCCGUGAACAACGUCAUUGGUGCAAUAUGCGUCUGAUACCUCAUUAUAUCAAAUGCCACGAUGGCCUUUACAUUUAUUUACUUGCGAUGCUUUCAACGCAUGAGGGGCUGGGUCGAUGUCACAGCAAGGACGUUGUCUUUGUUUUAAUUUUAUUUGAUUCUCAUAAUUUUAAACUCUAUACACAUUUACCGGUUUAAAAAUUCCGGGCUUAAAACUCCCAUAUUUGGGAUUCCCGAUCGUUUAUUUUACUAUGUUGUUACAACUCUACUAUUUUAAAAUUUUCGUUUUACUUUGAGAUUUUACAUUAGUAAUAUAGUAGGUUGGGGUAAAGCGGUCCAUGUUUUCAUUCUCUUAUAGCAUUCUAUUUGGCAGUAAACAAAGAAUAUUCACGGAAAUAUAAAAACCGUAUCCUGACACCUCUAAAGAAGCUUUGUUAAUUGUUAAAAACCGUAAUAAAAAUAUGGAACAAUAUGUGCUAAUGGUCUUACCCCGGCCUACUUUAUGCUAAACUCCCUAUUUUAUUCAAAGGCACAUCUACACCAACAAUAUUUAUCCUCGCGUGUGUUUGAUUCUUAUUGAGUUCUUAUUUCUUUAUUGUGUUCACUUUUUUCACCUUGUAUUUAUAUUUACUCCAGAAUACAAUGUAUAC
Molecule: messenger RNA, 2610 nt
Organism: Ciona intestinalis (vase tunicate)
Lineage: Eukaryota; Metazoa; Chordata; Ascidiacea; Phlebobranchia; Cionidae
Source: RefSeq, a predicted model, not a curated record